This is a messenger RNA of Vidua chalybeata, 1033 nucleotides long. It is a transcript of the gene TGFA, whose product is annotated as transforming growth factor alpha. NCBI's taxonomy places the organism in Eukaryota, Metazoa, Chordata, Aves, Passeriformes, Viduidae. Bases 32 to 502 code for a protein of 156 amino acids. Gene Ontology annotation, biological process: positive regulation of cell population proliferation; positive regulation of mitotic nuclear division; epidermal growth factor receptor signaling pathway. The record is from RefSeq and is a predicted model, not a curated record. The transcript has 6 exons.
CCGGCCCCGCUCGCUCCGGUGCAGCCCCGCCAUGGCGGGCGGCCCGGCCGCGCUCGCCCUCGGUGUCCUGCUGGCCGCGUGCCACGCGCUGGACAACAGCACGGCCGGCCGGAGCGCUCCGGUGGCGGCGGCCGUGAGGUCGCACUUCAACGAGUGCCCCGACUCGCACCGGCACUUCUGCUUCCACGGCACGUGUCGCUUCCUGGUGCAGGAGGAGAGACCCGCCUGCGUGUGUCACUCGGGCUACGUGGGGACACGCUGUGAGCACGCUGACCUGCUGGCCGUGGUGGCAGCCACCCAGAAGAAGCAGACCAUCACGGCCCUGCUCGUGGUGGCCGUGGUGGCCUCGGCGCUGCUCGUCACCGUCUGCGUCCUGGUGCACUGCUGCCGCCUGCGGAAGCGCUGUCCCGGCUGGUGCCGCGAGCCCGGAGCCGGCCCCGAGAAACCGGGGGGGCUGCUCAAGGGGGGAGCGUCCUGCUGCCACAGCGAGACAGGUGUGUGACAGAGCCGGGACACCUGGGCACACCUGGGCACACCUGGGGACCCCCAGGAGCGACCCCUCCCCCCUCCUGUGCUUCGGAUCCUUUUUGGGGCGUUUUCCCCUCGACUUUUGGGUUGUUUUCCCGGGAUUUUUUAAAACCCAAAUCUCUGGGAUCCGAACCCAAAGCCCCGCCAGGAUGGGGAUUUAUUUUUCUACAAAGAAAAAAAAAAAAAAAAAAAAAAACCCCAACCCCCGGCUCAUUUUUGGGGGCAAAUCCCAGCUUUUUCUUAAUAAUAAAUGGAUUUAAAUCCCAGGAAACCUCCUUGGGCUGGAGGCACAGCCUUAAUUUCCCCUUAGUAACCAACCCGGAGCUUUUCCCUCUGUUUUGGGGCUGUUUUUGGGGUUGUUUUGGUUUUUUUUUUUUUUUUUUUUUAAGUCAUGGUUACUCUCAUGUCUUCUGUAUAUGUUGCACUGAAAGUUAAUAUUUAAUGUUUUAAUUUAUUUCGCCUGGUUUAAAUUAAUUUUGAUUCCUAUAAAGAUGUUCUUCUCGUC